AUGAGAUUAGGGAAGCGCGGAAUGAGAUCAGGGAUGGGCGGAAGGAGAUUAGGGGUGGGCGGAAUAAGGCGCGGGUUGAUGGGGAGGGGGAAUGGAGGGGGAGAGCAGGUGCUGCCCGAGGAGGGGGAAGAGAGACGUCCAGAGGGGCUGAGUGGCGUGGUGGACAAGUGGGGCUGGACCGCCAUGCAUGUGGCUGCUCGGAAUGGUGACUCCCCCGUGGUCAGUCUCACCUGCCUCCCCGCCUGCACCCAUGCAGCACAGCCAUGCACCAGCUCUCACCCAUGCAGCACAGCCAUGCACCAGCUCUCACCCAUGCAGCACAGCCAUGCACCAGCUCUCACCCAUGCAGCACAGCCAUGCACCAGCUCUCACCCAUGCAGCACAGCCAUGCACCAGCUCUCACCCAUGCAGCACAGCCAUGCACCAGCUCUCACCCAUGCAGCACAGCCAUGCACCAGCUCUCACCCAUGCAGCACAGCCAUGCACCAGCUCUCACCCAUGCAGCACAGCCAUGCACCAGCUCUCACCCAUGCAGCACAGCCAUGCACCAGCUCUCACCCAUGCAGCACAGCCAUGCACCAGCUCUCACCCAUGCAGCACAGCCAUGCACCAGCUCUCACCCAUGCAGCACAGCCAUGCACCAGCUCUCACCCAUGCAGCACAGCCAUGCACCAGCUCUCACCCAUGCAGCACAGCCAUGCACCAGCUCUCACCCAUGCAGCACAGCCAUGCACCAGCUCUCACCCAUGCAGCACAGCCAUGCACCAGCUCUCACCCAUGCAGCACAGCCAUGCACCAGCUCUCACCCAUGCAGCACAGCCAUGCACCAGCUCUCACCCAUGCAGCACAGCCAUGCACCAGCUCUCACCCAUGCAGCACAGCCAUGCACCAGCUCUCACCCAUGCAGCACAGCCAUGCACCAGCUCUCACCCAUGCAGCACAGCCAUGCACCAGCUCUCACCCAUGCAGCACAGCCAUGCACCAGCUCUCACCCAUGCAGCACAGCCAUGCACCAGCUCUCACCCAUGCAGCACAGCCAUGCACCAGCUCUCACCCAUGCAGCACAGCCAUGCAGCCCGCUCAACACUCUCUGAACCCACCGUCCAUCACGCGCAUGGACCGCACUCACCCUGCUGCCCGCUUCUCUCCCUCCCCGCCGUUCUCCCAUGCAUGUGCCUGCAGCUGCAGGCGCUGUUGCGCAUGGGCAUGCCAGCGGGGGUGUGCAGCACGCGCAACGCCACCACGCCACUGCACGUGGCGGCGUAUGGCGGCCACGUGGACUGCAUGUGCCUGCUGGCGGCUGUGCGUGCCUGGCGGCUUGACCAAGCAGCAGUGGGAGGCAGUGAGAUGACUUGCACACCAGGGAAUAGAGCCAGCAGAGGUAGAAGCAGCGGGGGCCAACCCCAAGGCGGUUCAGAUAGUGUGGGAGGAGCAUGCGCGGCGGGCAGGCCAAGGAGGGGAGAGGGGGCAUGGGUUUUGGAAGGAUGGUGUGGCAGAACACAAGGAGGACAGGGUGCUGAGCAGUGGGAAGGGGCGGGAGGGGGGGGUUAUAGAGCCGCUCCCAGGGCAGUGGGGAAGGUGAGAGGAGAGCCGUACACCAACUGCACCGCUCUGAACCCAUUUGUGCAGUGGAAUCUGCAGCCGCUGCUACCAGCCACUCCCCCCUCCUUCACCCUCACCUCACCACCCCCACCCGCCUUCACGCCGCCAUACGCCCUCUCGUCCAUCUGCUUGUGGACGUCCCUCUCCGCCAUCGCACCUGGUCGCACACAAGCAACAGCCCUCCUGCCACUGCCGCCACACACAAAGCCUGCUGAUGCAGAUGCUGGCAGUGGAGGCGAGAAGGCAGUGGGGGGCGCAGUUGGUUCGAGUCAGGGCGUGCAGGGGGAGUGGGCAGUGGCGGGGUAUGAGGCGAUGCGUGUGGUGCAGGUGGGGGGUGGGUGGCGCCAGGGCAGCUAUGGCCUGCCCUCCUCCCUCGCUGCCUCUGCUGCACCUGCUGUGUCUGGAAGGCAAGGAAAGGGGAUGGGGGGAAGCAGGGAAGGGGAUGGGGGGAAGCUGGGAAGGGGAUGGGGGGAAGAAGGGGAGGGGAUGGGGGGAAGCAGGGAAGGGGAUGGGGGGAAGCAGGGAAGGAGGGGUAGCACCGGGGGGAAAGGAGGAGAAGCAGGGGGGGAUAGGAGGGGUAGCACCGGGUGGCGCGUGAUGCCUACAGCGGGGCGCACUCAGCUGCUUGCGGUGUGCGCGCUGCUUACAGCUGGGUGCGCGCCCCUUGAAGGGAGGUGGCGCGUGAUGCCUACAGCGGGGCGCACUCAGCUGCUUGCGGUGUGCGCGCUGCUUACAGCUGGGUGCGCGCCCCUUGAAGGGAGUGACCAAGCAGCAGUGGGAGGCAGUGAGAUGACUUGCACACCAGGGAAUAGAGCCAGCAGAGGUAGAAGCAGCGGGGGCCAACCCCAAGGCGGUUCAGAUAGUGUGGGAGGAGCAUGCGCGGCGGGCAGGCCAAGGAGGGGAGAGGGGGCAUGGGUUUUGGAAGGAUGGUGUGGCAGAACACAAGGAGGACAGGGUGCUGAGCAGUGGGAAGGGGCGGGAGGGGGGGGUUAUAGAGCCGCUCCCAGGGCAGUGGGGAAGGUGAGAGGAGAGCCGUACACCAACUGCACCGCUCUGAACCCAUUUGUGCAGUGGAAUCUGCAGCCGCUGCUACCAGCCACUCCCCCCUCCUUCACCCUCACCUCACCACCCCCACCCGCCUUCACGCCGCCAUACGCCCUCUCGUCCAUCUGCUUGUGGACGUCCCUCUCCGCCAUCGCACCUGGUCGCACACAAGCAACAGCCCUCCUGCCACUGCCGCCACACACAAAGCCUGCUGAUGCAGAUGCUGGCAGUGGAGGCGAGAAGGCAGUGGGGGGCGCAGUUGGUUCGAGUCAGGGCGUGCAGGGGGAGUGGGCAGUGGCGGGGUAUGAGGCGAUGCGUGUGGUGCAGGUGGGGGGUGGGUGGCGCCAGGGCAGCUAUGGCCUGCCCUCCUCCCUCGCUGCCUCUGCUGCACCUGCUGUGUCUGGAAGGCAAGGAAAGGGGAUGGGGGGAAGCAGGGAAGGGGAUGGGGGGAAGCUGGGAAGGGGAUGGGGGGAAGAAGGGGAGGGGAUGGGGGGAAGCAGGGAAGGGGAUGGGGGGAAGCAGGGAAGGAGGGGUAGCACCGGGGGGAAAGGAGGAGAAGCAGGGGGGGAUAGGAGGGGUAGCACCGGCGGGGCGAGCGCUGAGGCUCAGGUGGCGCGUGAUGCCUACAGCGGGGCGCACUCAGCUGCUUGCGGUGUGCGCGCUGCUUACAGCUGGGUGCGCGCCCCUUGA
Closterium sp. Naga37s-1 is the source of this 3336-nucleotide messenger RNA. NCBI's taxonomy places the organism in Eukaryota, Viridiplantae, Streptophyta, Zygnematophyceae, Desmidiales, Closteriaceae. The record is from the annotation of a GenBank genome assembly.